CAAGGUUUGUGUGGGCCUGCCCAGGACCCGUUUGUGCACCCAUAGUGACCCGACCGACCCAACAGUGCACUGCAUUUGGGCGGGAACACUCUUCAUUUUUUCUAUUGUCUUUGUAUAAUAGAAGAUUUCCUUGAACCUUAUUCUUCGCCGAACUUCAGACCCAUUUCAUCUGACAGUGAUGCGAAGAACCAUGCCGCUCUGGAUUUAACAGCCAAACUCAAUUUUGGACUGGUUUCCACUUUCUUAUCUUGCUGCUCACAAUGUAGCUCACUGAGUCCGUGAUGAGACACUUUGAAGGUUCGAGUGUUUGACAAAUUGAAGAUUCUACAUCGGUGUUGCACUUUCGUCACUUCGGAUUUCUGAGCCUUUGUAAUUAAAUGCCUUGGUGCGGUCAGGAACCAAAGGGUGACAAACAGUCAACUAAAUACAGGUCUUAUUCACAUGAAGGGGCAUUCUUUGGACAUGCGGAUUUCUCUGUAUCACAAAAGAAUAAGAAGCAGAAUAACAACCCUACUGAACUCAAACCUCAAGAAAUAAUGACCAAAAGGGAGCUUAUUUCUUCAGUUGGCUAUAUAUGGAGUUCUGCAGCUCUUCCUCUUUCAUUUAUCUUAUCGAGUGAAUGUUCUCACCGAAAUGUUGAUCCUCGGGGAAAUAGUCUAAUUAAUGUAUUCCCUGUGUGGGAUAUUCAUAUUGUGCCUUCCUUAUCUGGUGGAGGGAAAACCCUGACCCAUCUGUGCAUUGACAAAGGUGUUUCAUUGCUUUUAUCACAUAAUCUAGAAAGUUUGUGUGCUAAUAGAAAUUAUCUAUUAUUUGAAACUUGUAAUGAGAGAUACAGUUUGUGGAGAUCACUCCGCAUUGUACUGGACACGAGAAGUAAAGGCAUAGAUCUUGCCAGUCAAAGGAUAUCAUAUGAUCUAGAAAAUGUUUAUCGAUGGAUGAGCCGAAUAGCUUUGUGUAAAUCAAACUUAGGUUCUUCUUGGAUUCAAAACCACGGAUUUCAUAAUUGCUUCUCAGGAAACUCAAACACCGAAAAUACUGACUGCCACACUGAUGUAAAACCCAUCAGUUCAAUGUUAGCUCAAAAUUUAGAUCUUCAUAGUAGUGGUAGUGCCUCUGAUAUUACUUUAUGCUCAAACCAUGAUAAAGAUUUUUGUCAUGGUCUAGAAACUGGGUUGGAUGAGAAUGGUCUGAAUCAACAGUUAAAUUCGGAAUUAGAGAUUGGCGUAAUAGCUAAGAACCAAUGCCAAUCACUUGCGAAACGAGAACAUGCUUUUGCUGGAGCAAUGGCGGGUAUUUGUGUCAGCAUAUGUCUUCACCCCAUGGACACAAUUAAGACCAUCAUUCAGUCAUGUCAUGCAGAUCGGAAAUCUUUUUAUUACAUAGGCCGAUUGGUGAUCUCCGAAAGAGGCAUAAUGGGACUUUAUCGUGGAAUUUUGAGCAAUAUUGCUUCUUCAGCGCCAAUAUCUGCACUUUACACUUUCACUUAUGAAUUUGUUAAGGGAGCAUUGCAUCUUUUACUCCACACGGAGUAUCAAUCUUUAGCCCAUUGCAUUGCAGGAGGUUCCGCAAGUGUUGCUACUUCAUUCAUUUUCACUCCAAGUGAGCGUAUUAAACAACAGAUGCAAGUCCAUUCACACUAUAAAAAAUGCUGGGAUGCAUGUAUUUGUAUUAUUAAAAAUGGCGGGUUGCCAUCAUUAUAUGUUGGGUGGGGAGCUGUUCUCUGCCGCAACGUUCCACACUCAAUCAUCAAGUUCUACACAUAUGAGACUUUGAAGCAAUUGGUGUCAUCACCAGUGAAAUUUGACCUUCAAAACAACACUGUAAUGACACUUGUUUGUGGGGGAUUAUCUGGAUCUAUGGCUGCAUUGUUCACAACACCGUUUGAUGUAGUGAAGACAAGGAUGCAAACACAGGUUCCUGGUUCCAACCAGUAUGGCGGUGUUCUCGACAGCCUUAAAAAAAUAAUAAAGCAUGAAGGUCUUGCCGGUCUCUACAGAGGCCUGACUCCGCGAUUGGCGAUGUAUGUUACACAAGGUGCCCUUUUCUUCACAUCAUAUGAAUCUUUCAAAAAGUUACUUUCCUUAGAUGUCCGUCAACUUGCUGCUCAAAGGACUCAUCAAAAGUAAUGUGUUGAAGUAUAAGAUUCGGCACCAUUUUCUGUCGAAGUAUAAAUGUUGCAUAAUAGCCCCCCCCCCCCCCCCCCCCCCCCCCCCCAGGAUUCCUUUUGUUUACGCCUUGGAUUUACCCAUUUUCAGUUAUUGAGCAGUUUGAGAAGUGUAAACUUGGAUGUGUGCUCUCCGAUUCAGGUUUAGCUUAGCAGAUUUGUUUAUAAUGAUAAAGGAAAUUUAUUUGCAAUUCCAUUUUUCCUUUCCCCCCA
Cuscuta europaea is the source of this 2377-nucleotide messenger RNA. NCBI's taxonomy places the organism in Eukaryota, Viridiplantae, Streptophyta, Magnoliopsida, Solanales, Convolvulaceae. The record is from the annotation of a GenBank genome assembly.